AUGCAUUGGGUAGCAUGGGAUUUAGUGACACGGUCAAAGAAAAAUGGUGGUCUUGGCAUCGGUAAACUAAAGCUUGUAAACGAAGCCCUUUUGGCGAAGUGGGCUUGGAGGUAUCGGUCUGAAAUAACUAGUAUGUGGAGGAAAGUGGUCACGGCUUGUCAUGGUAAAAGUAGAAAAUGGUUUGAUUUUCCGUGUAACGCUACUUCAACGGGAGUUUGGAAAAACAUCAUGAGAUCGGAAUCUAAGACGGGCAUCGAUGUCAAUUGGAGCUGGUCAAGAGCCAUCUUCUCGCAAGAGGAGAUGGCUGAAUUAGCGGAAGCCUCGGUUGUUUUGGCAGGGUUAGCUACAUCGGAUACUAAGGAUUCGUGGAAAUGGACGUUGGAAGACUCCGGUAUCUUCUCGACUUCUUCUUUUAAAAAAGCGGCGUCGAAUCAGGCGCCGGUGGAUCCUAUUUAUCGUAUAUGGACUGGAGGUUGGAUCCCGGCCAAGUGUAAGAUAUUUAUGUGGAGAGUGCUCAUUGACCGUAUUCCGACUAGGAACGCCCUCGCGAGGAGAAACGUCACGGUGGACUCGGAAAACUGCGCUUUUUGUGGUGUUCUUACGGAAUCCGUGGACCAUCUUUUUUCAGGGUGCGAGACGGUUUGUGCGGUUUGGGUUUGGUUGAGCGAUUGGGCCAAGAUCAAUCCGUUGUUCGCUUUUUCUUUCAAAGAUGUUAUGUUGAUGCAUAAAGGUGCUUCUGAGGAUAAGAGGGCAAGGCUGAUUAUUCGGGGGCUCAUCAUGGUUACGUGUUGGUGUGUGUGGAAAGCUAGAAACAACAAAAUUUUUUCAAACGGUAGAGGGAGCGUCGAAGAGAUCAUUGGAGAGGUUAAGUCUUUGGAUUUUUUUGUGGCUAAAGUGCAGGUCCAAGUAUAG
Messenger RNA from Helianthus annuus (common sunflower), 912 nucleotides. RefSeq lists its product as uncharacterized. Bases 1 to 912 code for a protein of 303 amino acids. The transcript has 2 exons. Lineage: Eukaryota; Viridiplantae; Streptophyta; Magnoliopsida; Asterales; Asteraceae. The record is from RefSeq and is a predicted model, not a curated record.